Messenger RNA from Hypanus sabinus (Atlantic stingray), 6343 nucleotides. RefSeq names its product growth arrest-specific 7b (gene gas7b). The record is from RefSeq and is a predicted model, not a curated record. Bases 1053 to 2477 code for a protein of 474 amino acids. Gene Ontology annotation, molecular function: actin filament binding. Gene Ontology annotation, biological process: neuron projection morphogenesis; actin filament polymerization. Gene Ontology annotation, cellular component: cytoplasm; plasma membrane; actin filament. The transcript has 14 exons. Lineage: Eukaryota; Metazoa; Chordata; Chondrichthyes; Myliobatiformes; Dasyatidae.
UGUCAAGGAAGGAAAAACAAGUAUCCUGACCUCCGGGGUAAUGGAAAUUCAAAGGGGGAAAGACACUACCACCCUGAAUCCCCACCGAUUAUAGAGAGAGACCCGUCGCUUGCUGGUCCCCGGACGCCAGGGGCGCUAACUGCAGCUCGACCCGCCUGCGCCGCAGGCAAAGCCGCUUCACGGGAAAACCGGAUUCGGGAAGUGUGAUUGGCAGCAGAUUGGUAAAAUGGCUGGAAACGCGGGUUGUCUGAACAGAACCUGACUGCUGGGUCGCCACAACAGGGCUUUUGCACAGAAGUUGUUCAAAUGUGUGCAGCCAUGGAGAAGGGAAAAUAUCUUUCGAGCGGCGGAUUUCCGCGAGCAGAGACCAAGGAUUUCACUCAUUAAAGCGAAUAGAACUGGGAUUGUUUAUAAUAAACGGAAGGAUUUAUCUCCCACGUUAUGAAGAAAAGUCGCAAUACAGUUGCCACAUUUGAAUGAGCCUAUUGAUCAAACUGAAAUAACUAAAUAUACGAUUUAUCAAAAUAAAACAUAUGGAAAGUCUUAAAGACUUAAGACUUAAAUCUUAAUAUAUGAAACCUCCAAACAGUGGAAUUCCUGGUAAAUGUUGUUUUCCCCCAAAGGGUGAUACUGAUUUGUUUAUAUAAAAUGAUGGCACGCCGCGACCCCCAUCAAGGAACGCACUCUAAUUAAUCACAGAGGCUGAGCGAUCAUUUAGUUUCCUUCCCGUCAAAGCGCCACCAUUCAGAACUGCAACGGCCUGCGACCCAAACCAGGCAACUGGGCGCUGCAACAGAACGAGAGGAGAUCAGAGCAGCGACACUUUCUCCCUCUCUCUCUCGCCCGCCCUGAGUCAGAUCGUCCCGUUUCGUCAUGAGCUAAACUCAGAGUCACACAGAGGAAACAAACAAUGAGGGAGUCCCGUCUGUAGCUCCCCGAAAUCCACCCCGGGGGAAGAGAAGAAGCAGAAUCCCGCUUCAGUCGUUCUCCACUUCAGCCUUUACUGGUUUACAAGGCAAAAAAAAGGGGGGAGAAAAGUCGAGGUGUUUGCAAUGGCCGGAGUUCUGUGCAAAACUUUGUACGCUUUUUCCGGGGACCAGCAUCAACACGGGCUGAAGUUCGAGGCUGGGGAGAUUAUCAAGGUCGUACAGGUGCUGAACGGCGGAUGGUGGGAAGGUGAAAAGGAUGGUGCGAGGGGAUGGUUCCCUGCCAGUUACGUGGAGAUUUUAGAGAAACCUACUCCAGUAAGCUCUCAGACAAUUGAGGAAAUGGCUCACUCGCCCUUGCCACAUGGUUGGCAGUGCUACAUGUCACCACAGGGUCGGAAGUACUAUGUCAAUACCUACACAAGUGAAACAACCUGGGAAAGACCAACCAGUACUCCAGGGACCCCAAAGAGUCCAAUGACACAGAUGAAUUCCAUGCUCACAGUGAAUGGCUUUCACUCCUCGGGGAGUCUGUCACACCAUUCAGAGUCUCAGCACGUGUCCUUGAGAAAGACCAGCAGUGAUCCACAGAGCCCGGGAGUGGGGUCACCCGCCCGAAGACAGAGCAAAGAAAGUCACAUCACGAUAAAUUGCAUUACAUUUCCCCAUCCUGAUGCAAUGACUGAACAGCAGCUUCUCAAACCAGGUGAUUGGAGCUACUGCGAUUAUUUCUGGGCUGACAAAAAGGAGACACAAAGUAAUAACUCGAUUGCUGGAUUUGAUAUUAUCCUUGUGAAACAGCUCAAAGGCAAACAAAUGCAAAAAGAAAUGGCGGAGUUUAUCCGGGAAAGGAUUAAAAUUGAAGAAGAUUAUGCCAAAAACCUGGCAAAACUUUCCCAGAGUCCUCUGGCUGGCGUAGAGGAAGGAACUCUAGGAGAGUCUUGGGCACAGGUGAAGAAAAGUUUGGCAGAUGAAGCUGAGGUUCAUCUGAAGUUUUCAUCCAAGCUGCAGAGUGAGGUGGAGAAACCACUGCUAUCAUUCCGAGACAACUUCAAGAAGGAUAUGAAGAAGUUUGACCACCAUAUAUCCGACCUUCGCAAGCAACUGAGCACUCGCUACGCUACAGUGGAGAAGGCUCGAAAAGCUUUGGCAGAGAGACAGAAGGACCUGGAGUUUAAGACUCAACAACUGGAGAAUAAGUCUACUUACAAAACAGAGGAAGACAUCAAGAAAGCCAGGCGGAAAUCGACACAAGCAGGUGAUGAACUGAUGCGCUGUGUAGACCUGUACAACCAAACCCAAUCAAAAUGGUUUGAAGAGAUGGUCACGACAACUUUGGAGCUGGAGAGGUUGGAGGUUGAAAGGAUUGAAAUGAUUCGGCAACACCUCUGUCAAUACACACAACUUCGCCAUGAGACAGACAUGUUCAACCAAAGUACUAUCGAGCCAGUGGACCAGCUGCUUCAGAAGGUUGACCCUGCCAAGGACAGAGAACUCUGGGUAAAAGAGCACAAGACAGGUCACAUCCGGCCGGUGGACAUGGAAUUAUAGAGUAAGCCCUUUGCUGGAAUGAUUUUCUUUUCCACAUGCAUUAACUGAGCAGUUAGCUGCUGCUGCUCUUCUGGUGGAUGGAUUGUAUCAAGGAAUCAAAGUGCAAUGGAAGUGACAGUGCAAGCUCAUUACAGAGUGCCUUUUGUGUAUAUGAAACAAAAAAAAGUUUAAAUAUUUAGCCAUCUGUGUCAAGCAGUUUGUAUUUUGUGCUAGUUUGAGUUUUCUUGCAAAUCAAACUGUCCGUUCACCAGCAAUGGUGGAAAGGCUUUCUCUUGCAUGCUAAGCAUGUAUAUAAAAAGAGUGCUUCAGCUGUCAUGGUUUCUGUGUCCCACCUGCCCACCCCUCGACUCUCCUUACAUUCCUGAAAACAGUGUGGUGUGGCUGUCCCUUGAUUAGUACAGGGCACUUUCACAUGAAAACCAUUUCAGACUUCUGACUUUCCCCCCCCAAUUUUGCAUUCUCAGCCAUGCGAUAGGUCUUGCAAGUAGCCACAUCCAAACUUUAUUGUAUCUCAGAACCAGAUUAGCUCAAAAUUGAAGAGUAAAUGUAAGAGAUCUGUUAAGGCUUUUAACGAUCAAGUGUGUUGUUCCGUAUAUUCUGAAUAUGAACAUACUAGUGUAAAUUAUCCUAGUGUCUGUACGUGAUUGGAAUUCUAGUUCCAGAUUGUCAGGAGCUUCUACUAAAAGAACCACCAGUGAGUUAAAAAUGUUUCACUUAAAUUCACCAAGUUAUGGAGCUGGAGUUCAGCAAGAAUUGAGGUUCUGCAUUAACCUCUGCAGAAAGGCAGCCACCUCCACCCUCUCUUGGCUGGAGCUUGCAACUUAAGUGAUUUUUAUUUUGUUUACUCAAAUAACUGGAGAGUUUUCUGUGUAAGUGUCUUGCACUUUGUCUGCACCUCCUUAUCCGUUUGACUGUGCAUAUAGUCAGUACUUGAUGACACAUCACAGCAGCCUCUUCUGUGCUUGAGACUAUUUUUGCAUCUUUUUUUCUCUGUUCAAUCAUUUGCCUCUAAUUUUGCUUGCUUGGUGUAAAUAAAUACUGGUUCUUUGUGCACUAAUUAUUAAUGUUUUGAAGCAGAUUUGAUUGGCUUUUCUUGGCAGUCAAAUGGCAUUCUGCCUAAAUAAGCCGGUGAAGCAUUUCCUUCCCUCCUGGAGUCUUUCCUUGGAGGUCAGGAGCAAGAUAUCUGUCUGGUUCCACAUGACAUUGCUUAGUAUGCAAAUACAUGAGCUGAUCCUAUUCGAAAAUCUUGUUGUGCAGAUGUCAAUGUACCAGUCAAGUAAUGAUAGAUUGAAAUUGCACAAAAUAAAUUCAUUAGAACAGCCAUAAAGUAAUUCUGUCUGCUAAACCAACAACUUCAGCAUAAAUGGAAUAUUCUCUCUUAAUGUUGCCUUGAGAGUUUUUCCAUCUGCAUACAGCUUCUUUGACUCAUGUUGCUAUGGAUGAACACACAAAUGCUGCAGGAACUCAGCAGAUCUACUGAGGAUGAAGUCCUAGAUCUAGGAAGUAGACAGUGCUACAAAUGCAGAUUUUCUUGUGUUAUGUUCCACUUGACUAUCUAAAGCAGGGGUUCCCAACCUAUGUCAUGAUCCAAUACCAUUAAGCAAGGGAUCUGUCGACCUCAGGUUGGACACCCCUGCUCUAAAGAGACUUUAAAAACACAAUCACCUCCAUAGCAACGUUAAUGCAGAGCACUGUCAACACGGCCACUGCAGUUAGCUAAGAUUUCAAUGGAGAUGUACUGAAUGGAGGAAUGAUUCGUUCCAUUUAAUAAUUGCAUACAUACCUCUCAUAAAACCAAGUGAAUCCAACAGGUGAGAUUUAGAGUGCUGUCAACUAAGAUUGAUUUGGGCUGCUUUUCUGUUGUUAACUUAAGGGCAAAGAUGAUUAGAAAGGCACCAUAUAGAAACCAUGUAGCGGUUUAAUUCAGCCCCCCUCAUGAAAGGAUGGACUGAUGAACAAUUUAAGGGGCAAACUGUUAAAUUGUCCUUUGGCACCUGGGAUUUUCCAGCAAUAAGUAGAGAUGACUGGUUUACAAAGGACAGAGAGGCAAGCUUCCUCUCUGGAAAAGCUGCUUGUGCUGAAUUUUGACCUUGCUAAUCUUUAUAUAAGGGAGGACAGACAAGUUUCAAAUGACCUCAACAGAUUUAAUUCCAAUCCUGUGCAUCUUAACAUGCUAACUUAGCACUGCAGGAUCUAGCUCUACUGGUGCUAUUCUCUGCUUUUUUUUAUAUAGAUAGAAGACAAAUUUGAAUAUGAUGUGAUACAUAGUUAACAGUUUAUACAAUGUUACUGGAGAGCAUUUUAUCAAUGUAUGACUAACUUGCCCACAACUUUUUCAAGCACAACUGCUUUUUGUAUAUCUUAAAUUCAUUUGGAUUUCAUAAACCAAUAACCUUGUUACAAUAGUGCAGUUUCUCUACGAUAUUCUGAAUUUCUAUAUACUAUAAAAGGGGAUGAUUAAUUUUCCAUAAAACAGCAUGUUGUCUGACCAGAUGGCCGUUACUUAUGAUGUUUUCAUGUGAAAGUACCCUAAGAUGGAUUUAAACUGUAUCUGCAGCAACAUAAUGUUUCUUAUUUACCACUUCGUGUAUGUUGCUUUGAAUAUUGUGCAAGUUGUGAUAAAUGUCCUCUAGUUAAAUUGAUGUUAUUAAAAACAUUCACACUCUCAAUGAAAAGGAAAUUGCUUUUAAAGGCUGUAGCUGCUAAAAUCAGAAUGUUUUAUGUACAAUAAAUGACAUUUAAAUGAAAUGACUGGUCUAGUGUCUGUUUUAAAUAUCUCAUGAGUCUUCAUAAAUAUAUGUGCAAAUCAUUGCUAUUUGAACCAAACAUAACUUUGGUUGAUGGCUCUGGAGAUGCCAUCAAGAAUCUUAAUGUUGUCGUUUGAGUAGACUGAAUUGCUUAAGGGGAAACCUGAUUUAUUGGAGUCCAACAUUAGCUUGCAAAUCACCACGGGCUCCUUCAUCUUAGCAACUAAAACCCCUUCCAAAUGUUUUGAUAUAAUUAUAUGUGAUUGUUCUUUUACCCUUGCCCUAACUGAUGCAUCUUUUGAGUUCCCCCCCGUUGUGAAUGUUUGUUUAUUUAUUGAGAAGCUGCACAGAGUAGGCCCUUCCUGCCCUUCAAGCCAAGCUGCCCAGCAAACCCCCGAUUUAAUCUGAGCCCACUCACUGGACCACUUACAGUGACCAAUUAACCUAUGUCUUUGGACUGUGGGAGGAAAAAAUGCACACAUUUAUGGGGGGCGGGACACACACACAUGUACAAAUUCCUUACAGGCAGUGGCGUGAAUUGAACCUGGGUUGCCUGUACUGUGAAGCGUUGUGCUAAUCACUAUGCUAUCUUGGUGAUCAUGAAUUCCAUUUUCAGAAAAGGAUUCAAUUAACAACUGAAGUGACAGCAUUAUUGACUUCCUUUUACCACUCCAGACUGGUGUAUGUCCUUGCAGCACAGAUGGGGCAGCUGGAAGGUGUGCUGUUUACACACUCGUAUGCCUGACACCUGGCCUUCAGGUUCUCACCACCAUUCUGAAAGCUUCUUUUCAGCUUUGGUUACGGGUGGAGGAUUCCCAGGAGUCUGUAGGGAUAAUGCGCCUUUCCAAAGGAGGUUUUGCCAAUGUCCUUGAGUCACUUUCCUCAGGCUAUCUGGGAAUGUCUUGCCAUUAUGUAGUUCAGAAUAGUGCUGACCAGGCAAAUGAUGUGGCCUGCUCAAUAGAGCUCUGAGUGUUAGCUGGGUUUCAAUGUGGGAGAACACUGGUGUCAAACAGGACAUUAACAUUGAUUUGCUUAUCUACCCAUUGCAUUUUGAGGCUUGCUGCAGAGUCAGCAUCUGUAGUGCUUAAUUUGUAACACAACAUUUACAAUAGUAAUAGU